AAUAAAAAAGACAUUAUAAUGAAAUGUGUUCUGGGGGCCGUGAAAACAUUUAUAUGGUGGAAAUCGCGAAGCUAAGCUGGAAAGAAAGAAAAAAGCCCACCUGUGUGUCCGUGCAACUGCAACGUGCUUUACCCCUUUUGUUCCGAAUUCCAAUAUUAGAGAGAAAGAAAACAUUGGUUAAAGAGAAGCGGUGCAAGAGGAGAGGAAGAAGAGAAGAGGAGGCGGUGCGCACCUUAGCAUGGAUUCCUCUCCGUCCUCUUCUCUCUCCUCUCUCGCUUCGUCCCCACGGCACCAACAUCCUCUCUCCAUUUGAGAAAGGCACCGAUUCCCAUUCUCAUUCUCACUCUGCCUCACAUAUUGCCAACCCUUGCUUCUCUCUCUUCCAUCCUCACCACCGAUUUCAAUUUCAACAAUAAGAACAAUAAGGCCAGGGUCUGCUUUUGAUUCCGCCACGUCAAAAUGUUGUGGCUCAUGAGAUUCUCGGGCUUCUUCUCCGCCGCAAUGCUCGUCAUUCUCCUCUCCCCUUCCCUUCAAUCCUUCCACCCCGCCGAAGCCAUCCGCUCCUCCCACCACCUCGACGGCCUCCUCCGCCUCCCUCCGCCUCGCCUUUCCUUCCGCCCCGCCCCUCGUUUCCGCAAUGCCGCCGACGCCAACAAAUGCGCCUCCUCCUCCGUCUCCACCUCCGUCUGCGACCCCUCCCUCGUCCACGUCGCCAUCACCCUCGACGUCGAGUACCUCCGCGGCUCCAUCGCCGCCGUCCACUCCAUCCUCCAACACUCCCAGUGCCCGGAGAACAUCUUCUUCCACUUCCUCGUCUCCGAAACCAACCUCGAAUCCCUCGUCAAAUCCACCUUCCCUCAAUUGAACUUCAAGGUCUAUUACUUUGAUCCCGAGAUCGUCCGCAACCUGAUCUCCACCUCUGUCAGACAAGCCCUCGAACAACCCCUCAACUACGCCAGAAAUUAUCUCGCUGACCUCCUCGAACCCUGUGUCGAAAGAGUUAUAUACCUAGAUUCCGAUCUGGUUGUAGUCGACGACAUUGCCAAGCUCUGGAGCACCAGCUUAGGUUCUAGAACCAUCGGCGCCCCUGAAUACUGCCACGCCAACUUCACCAAGUACUUCACCGCAGCGUUCUGGUCGGACACGCGCUUCGCGAGGGCGUUCGCCGGGCGGAGGCCAUGCUACUUCAACACGGGCGUGAUGGUGAUAGAUCUGGUGCGGUGGCGGAGAAUCGGGUACAGCAAGAGGAUAGAGAGGUGGAUGGAGAUUCAGAAGAACGAUCGGAUCUACGAGCUGGGUUCUCUGCCCCCGUUUCUGUUGGUGUUCGCGGGACACGUGGCGCCAAUUGAGCACAGGUGGAACCAGCAUGGGUUGGGUGGCGAUAACGUGAAGGGGAGUUGCCGGGACCUGCACGCUGGGCCUGUGAGUCUUUUGCAUUGGUCCGGUAGUGGCAAGCCCUGGACUCGAUUGGACUCCAAACAGCCCUGUCCGCUUGAUGCACUUUGGGCUCCUUAUGAUUUGUACGGUCACGCUCACUGAUUUGGGUUGCUGGUCGCCGGUAAAUUCCCCCCUUCACUGUUUUUGUCACUUCUGUUCAUUUAAUUUAAUUCUCAUUUCGGUCAAUUUUAUUAUUAUUUUGUUCUCUCUUCUCCUUCUCUCUACUAUGAACAGAUACAUCAGAUAUUUACUUUACCCAUUUUUAUUAGACUUCGUUACCCAGUCCAUCAUUUGUAUUCUAUGAUCUUUCUGUUUUGUGCUUCGUGCUCUAGAAAUAAAUAAGAUAAAAAAAAUAAAAAUAAAGGAAUGGCUGGAUCUUCUAA
Molecule: messenger RNA, 1820 nt
Organism: Glycine soja
Lineage: Eukaryota; Viridiplantae; Streptophyta; Magnoliopsida; Fabales; Fabaceae
Product: probable galacturonosyltransferase-like 7
Exons: 1
Coding region: 460-1539 (359 amino acids)
Cellular component (GO): Golgi apparatus
Molecular function (GO): glycosyltransferase activity
Source: RefSeq, a predicted model, not a curated record